AUGAAUUUCAAAAAGAGUAAUUCCGUCUUCGGUUGUCAAGGGGGCGUGUACCCAUACCAAGUUACAUUAUACAAUCUUUCAGCCGCCUCACAGAUAGACAGCGUAACCAUUCAUAGUGCUAAUGAGAUUUCACAUAUCUCUUUUAUAACGCGAGGAGAACUGUGGGUGAGUGAUUUUGACACUCUACUAAAAGUGGACUCGGCCGGAAACAUAUUGAAUGACGAAUAUAAAGUUAGAUACUAUCCUUUAGGGAGUCACAUCGUCACAAUGGAUUUCGACUUCCUGUUUGUAAAUGACAAUGGAGUCCAUAAACUAUCGUCAGACGGGGUUAUCACCACACUCUUCAUUACCCCAAAAGCACACUGUAUCCACUCCUCCCGCAUCAAUGGUAACAUCCUGGUGGGGAGCUAUGAUGACAUGACGAGGUACAACGAUAUAGGGCGGAAACUCCAGGUGAUUAAGAAGGACGAUAGAGGACGAAGCCUUUAUAUAGCAACAGUCUACAUCACGGAGAACAAGAACGGAGACAUUUGGACAUCCGACAAGAUUAAGGGAGCAGUGGUAGUGGUGGAUAAAUCAGGGGCGUAUCGAUUUGAUUACACAGGUCGUCAGUCUCACUUUGUUCCCCAUGACAUCUGUACUGACGUCCUCGGACAAGUACUUGUGUGUGAUGUGUACAAUCACAGUGUCAAUAUCCUGGAUCAGGACGGUCAGUUCCUGUCUACUUCUGACACGAGAACAACAUGGGGUGCAUCGUCCCACGGCUCUGUGUGUGGACGACGAACACAACCUCUAUCUGGGACAAGAGUUUAG
This is a messenger RNA of Ostrea edulis (European flat oyster), 813 nucleotides long. RefSeq lists its product as uncharacterized. Bases 1 to 813 code for a protein of 270 amino acids. The transcript is spliced from 2 exons. The record is from RefSeq and is a predicted model, not a curated record. Lineage: Eukaryota; Metazoa; Mollusca; Bivalvia; Ostreida; Ostreidae. Gene Ontology annotation, molecular function: protein binding.